GAGCCCGGCCCGCCGGGACCCCCGGCGCCUGGCCCUGCGAGCCGAGGUCUGCUGGGAAUUGGCCCAAGUGAGAGCAGUGGGCCUGCUAACUCCUGGUGGCUGUUGAGUGGCAGCAGCAGCAGGAGCCAGGAUCAAGGACAAGCAGGAGCUGUGAGCUCCAGGCUCUGCCAUGGCCCCAUUCCUACGCAUUGCCUUCAACUCCUAUGAGCUGGGCUCCCUGCAGACCGAGGAUGAGGCUGGCCAGCCCUUCUGUGCCGUGAAGAUGAAGGAAGCACUCUGCACAGAGCGAGGGAAGACACUGGUACAGAAGAAGCCCACCAUGUAUCCUGAAUGGAAGUCGACCUUUGAUGCCCACAUUUACGAGGGCCGUGUCAUUCAGAUUGUGCUGAUGAGAGCAGCUGAGGACCCAGUGUCCGAGGUGACCGUGGGCGUGUCUGUGUUGGCUGAGCGCUGUAAGAAGAACCAUGGCAAGGCUGAGUUCUGGCUGGACCUGCAGCCCCAGGCCAAGGUGCUGAUGUCUGUGCAGUACUUCCUAGAGGAUGGGGAUUGCAAACAGUCUAUGCGCAGUGAGGACGAGGCCAAGUUCCCAACAAUGAACCGCCGAGGAGCCAUCAAACAAGCCAAAAUCCACUACAUCAAGAAUCACGAGUUCAUCGCUACCUUCUUUGGGCAGCCCACCUUUUGUUCUGUGUGCAAAGAGUUUGUCUGGGGCCUCAACAAGCAAGGCUACAAAUGCAGGCAAUGCAACGCUGCCAUCCACAAGAAAUGCAUUGACAAGAUCAUCGGCCGGUGCACGGGCACUGCAGCCAACAGCCGGGAUACCAUAUUCCAGAAAGAACGCUUCAACAUCGACAUGCCACACCGGUUCAAGGUUUACAACUACAUGAGCCCCACCUUCUGUGACCACUGUGGCAGCUUGCUCUGGGGGCUAGUGAAGCAAGGGUUAAAGUGUGAAGACUGUGGCAUGAACGUGCACCACAAAUGCCGGGAGAAAGUGGCCAAUCUGUGUGGCAUCAACCAGAAGCUCUUGGCUGAGGCCUUGAACCAAGUCAGCCAGAGAUCCUCCCGGAGGCUGGACUCAGGGCCAUCAGAGAAUGUUGGAAUAUACCAGGGUUUUGAGAAGAAGCCAGGAAUCUCUGGGGAUGAUGCCCCAGGUGAAGCUGGGUCCAAUCCCCCCAAUAAAGCUCCCACUCCCCACCAGGGCACAGAAAAGGGCGUGUCUUCCUUGUCGAACAACAAUGGGACCUAUGGUAAGAUCUGGGAGAGCAGCACCCGGUGCAACAUCGAGAACUUCACUUUCCACAAGGUCCUGGGCAAAGGCAGCUUUGGUAAGGUGCUGCUUGCAGAGCUGAAGGGCAAAGGGCAGUACUUCGCUGUCAAGUACCUUAAGAAGGACGUGGUACUGAUUGAUGACGACGUGGAGUGCACCAUGGUGGAGAAGCGGGUGCUGGCGCUCGCCUGGGAAAAUCCCUUUCUAACCCACCUCAUCUGCACCUUCCAGACCAAGGACCAUCUGUUCUUUGUGAUGGAGUUCCUCAGUGGAGGGGAUCUGAUGUACCACAUCCAGGACAAAGGCCGCUUCGAACUCUACCGGGCCACGUUUUAUGCAGCUGAGAUAAUCUGCGGGCUGCAGUUUCUACACAGCAAAGGGGUUAUUUACAGGGACCUCAAGUUAGACAAUGUGAUGCUGGAUCGUGAUGGCCACAUCAAGAUUGCUGACUUCGGGAUGUGCAAAGAGAACAUAUUUGGAGAGAACUUGGCCAGCACCUUCUGUGGCACCCCUGACUACAUUGCCCCUGAGAUUUUGCAGGGCCUGAAGUACACAUUCUCCGUGGACUGGUGGUCCUUCGGGGUUCUCCUCUAUGAGAUGCUCAUUGGCCAGUCCCCCUUCCAUGGUGAUGAUGAGGACGAACUUUUUGAGUCCAUUCGGGUAGACACUCCGCAUUAUCCCCGCUGGAUCACCAAGGAGUCCAAGGACAUCAUGGAAAAGCUGUUCGAGAGGGACCCAGUCAAGAGGUUGGGGAUGACAGGAAACAUCCGGACUCACCCCUUCUUUAAGACCAUCAACUGGACCCUGCUGGAGAAGAGGAAGGUUGAGCCGCCCUUCAGGCCCAAAGUGAAGUCCCCUGGAGACUACAGCAACUUUGACCAAGAGUUCCUGAAUGAGAAGCCCCGCCUCUCCUACAGUGACAAGAACCUCAUCGACUCCAUGGACCAGACAGCCUUUGCUGGCUUCUCUUUCGUGAAUCCAAAAUAUGAGCACCUCAUGGACAAGUGAACUCUUGGACCUGUCCUCUGAACCCUGGCAGAGCAGGCCAGCCCUCCCUAGCCUGCACCCGUGCUGCCCACAGUGUAGUGGGGUGACUUUGCUGCUGCCCCUUCUUCCCCAGAGGGCUCAGCUCCUGCUGGCUGGGCUCACAGUACUUCCUCUGUGAACUGUGUUGUGAAUUUGCUUUCCCUCUGCCUUCAAAGGGAAACUGUAAAUCCUGUGUUCAUUACUUGAAUGUAGUUAUCUAUUGAAAAUAUAUGUUUUAUAUAUAUAUAUAUAUAUAUGCACAGAUAUAUAAUAGGCUGUAUAUAUUGCUCAAUAGAAAGAAAGCAUGUAGGAGACUGAUGUGUUGAUCUUUUUAAAUAUACACACAUAUGUACAAAAAUAAGAAAGAAAAGAGCACAAGCUGUUUGAACCAUCAGAUUCUUUUAUGUAUGUGUCUGAAUAAACACUGAAUGGUACCAA
Jaculus jaculus (lesser Egyptian jerboa) is the source of this 2734-nucleotide messenger RNA. It is a transcript of the gene Prkcd, whose product is annotated as protein kinase C delta. The record is from RefSeq and is a predicted model, not a curated record. Gene Ontology annotation, molecular function: diacylglycerol-dependent serine/threonine kinase activity; ATP binding. The transcript is spliced from 19 exons. Gene Ontology annotation, biological process: protein phosphorylation. Lineage: Eukaryota; Metazoa; Chordata; Mammalia; Rodentia; Dipodidae. Bases 170 to 2278 code for a protein of 702 amino acids.